Molecule: messenger RNA, 891 nt
Organism: Dichomitus squalens LYAD-421 SS1
Lineage: Eukaryota; Fungi; Basidiomycota; Agaricomycetes; Polyporales; Polyporaceae
Exons: 2
Coding region: 1-891 (296 amino acids)
Source: RefSeq, a predicted model, not a curated record
AUGCUCGAUCCGCAGCAGAACCACCUUACUAUGAUCAUGAUAAGGAUGAACGUAUCUCGGCAUGAAAACCAAAUCCAAGAGCUCGAAAAGGACGUAGAGCUCACGGAAGGUUUCCUUACCGAUUUUGAGCUAGCGGAAGGCCCUUGGUCCGACGAUACGCCAAAGCGGAACGAUAUUGUGACUGGAACCUUCAGCGUCAUGGCGUCCUCUCUGCUAGAGACCAUUGCACAGGCAACAUCGGAGGGCGAAUCAGUGGCGGAGUCCGUUCUUCAUCUUCCAGAGCACGAUGUAGAAUCCUUCGCCUGGGUUUUCCUCUUCGUCGUCUACAAAUCCGCCCUCGACAUAGCAAACGAUGGCAUAAAUGCCCUCAAAGAGGAUUUGCAGAAUGAGUUCCGAGCGCUCUUUCCUGGAAUAUCACCGUCUACUAUCCUAGAGGGCAGGGGUAAGCUGCGGCUGCGGGGCGCUACCGAAUGCAUCAUGCAGUACCUCCGGAACAACGUCAAGGAUGAGCUUUUCGCCGAUCUUCUUGAGUUCAUCUUCGACCCGGUACUGAUACCGCGCCUGCCGCAACGGAAGCCAGCACGUACCUCCUUCCAUGACGCUUUUUUGAAGAAUCGGCCCGCGUACGAGCCACCCAGACCCGAGCCCCUCGCCCACAAGAUCCUCUUGGACGCAUUCAAUCUGUACCUUAAACUCGACGACAUUUCGAAGGGCGAUGAUGUUUCGAAGGGCGAUGAUGUUUCGAAGGGCGAUGAUGUUUCGAAGGGCGAUGAUGUUUCGAAGGGCGAUGAUGUUUCGAAGGGCGAUGAUGUUUCGAAGGGCGAUGAUGUUUCGAAGGGCGAUGAUGUUUCGAAGGGCAAUGAAGCUACAGAAAGUGAUGCAUCCGAUUAG